CCUGUGUCCUGGUCAACUGUCAGAACUGAAUAAACCGAAUGUACUGACUGAGCUCAUGAAGAAGGCAAGAAUGUCCACGAGCCCUGCCUGCUGAUAAGCUAACGAUCUCACUGGAACCGAAAGAGAAGAUGGGCAAAUGCGAGAAUGCACAAACUGAACUGACUCCUGGUCGGAAUUCGAGAGUGAUGUUGCUGACGAUCAACCCGUGGCAAAGUCAGACAUCUGUACUCACAGAAUCUGGAUGAGUAUGGGGCCCGCGUGCGGCACAAAGGUUUGGAAUCGGAAUCGAGCAGAAAUUUGUCAAAGGCCAUCAGAAGCUUGUCCAUUAUUUCCUCGUUAAUCUCGUUGCAAAGACCUCCGUGAGUGAACUUUGCUCUGCGCAGUUGAUUGCAGAUGGUUUCAGAAGCGAGACAUAAUUCGUAUCUUCGUGCAUCAUUUGAGAGUAUGAUGAACUAUGAGAUCCACGCUUCUUUAUUUCUUGGAGCAAUUGGACCUACUGAUACUUUAUGGUGUACCGAGAAACUGUGUGCUAUGGAUCAGGAUUCAAGAUUCAAGCGCUAGAAAUCGUACCCACAGUCUGUACCAUAGCUACAGAACCUUUUUCGUCUUCAUUCAAUGGAGCUCAAGGUGAUGAAUCAGAAUUGAGGCCUUGUGAAGGAAAUUCCCGUUACGAUCCAGAUGCAUAUUGUUGUGUGCAUGGGAUUAGUUGAUAUAUGUCGAUCGACAGUUUGUCCUGACUUCUGUAUUACUUGAAUCCGACUCGUGUUUCGUGCAAAGAAUCUCUGCAUCCCAAUUUUCUUCGGCUUGAAAAUCAGCAACUGUAUCCUACGCUGCCCUAGCAGGUUUCUUGAGGCUGAAGAAAUGUGCUGCGAGGCAAAAGCAACAGUCAUAGUCACAAGAAUCUUGCAUAGGGUCACGAGGAUGUGAAGGGGCCGAGUGCUGGAUUCACCUGAAGAUAGCUUCCUCCAAGGAACGGAUUCACAAGAUUUUUUGCUUUCAUGCAAUUUGAGCAAUCUGGGGCCAAAGAGUGUAAAAGCAACUCACUCCCAGAAAAGUGAUCCUAUGUUUCUGCAGGGUCCAUCUCUGCGCCGGAAAGCAAGUUAUCCACCAAACUCCUGUAGGAUCAUCGAUGGUCGAGACUCUCGUCUACUCCGCGGCCUCGUGUAUGACAUGCCAUGGUUGCGUUUCUUUCUGUACGUUGUACCUUCUGCUCAGAAUCAGAGUACAACUGAUUCUAAGCAUCAUCGUGUGCCCAGAAUCCAGAAUCCAGUUUCGACACGACCCAUCAGCUCCCUUGCAUAGUCAACCAGCAGUGCGGUACAGUGGAGCAGCAAAGUCUGGAGCAAUAGUCGUCGACACAAGGCGUAGCAAGGAUUCACGGCAAGCAAAUACUCCGACGAGGACAAGCCACUUGUCACUAUCUUCAGUGAACCUACAGAGCUACAUUUUCCAAAAUCAGUUCCAGAGGCGUGAAUCUCAUUCGUCGGACCCUCUCUGCACUAUAAACUGUACAAUACUCUCUCUCUCUUUCUUCUGGAAGGGGAGACAGCGUCCUUCUGCAUCCUCUGCAUUGUCCGUACCCAUUCGAGCCAAAAUAUGCAGACGUACGUAUAAUAAAGUGCAGGAUUGGUGACGGGUCUGGUGAGGGCAAUAAUAAUAAGGGCAAUUUGGUACAUCAACCAGCGCCCCCCCCCCCCCCCCCCCCCCCCCAAGUGGUGACGAGAGAGAGCCAGAUGUAAACGUCAUCUGCCAAAACCUCACAGGCUGCGUCGUUAUAGCUAUCUCAUUCUGAAUUUCGUGACCAGUAUUCUGGAAGGGUACCAUCAUAGUGCAGAUGCUGUACUUUUGAGUUUCUGUGAUUGCUGGAGCUCUCUCUCUCUCUGUAUCACACUCGGAUCCUGGGGUUACUACUUUGGAAUGACAUGAAGGAUGUGCUUGGAACAAUUACGCAACGACGACAAGUGGAGAAAAAUUGGGAGGAAAAAAUAUGCAGAGAACUGUUGUGGAUGUCAAUACAGAUUCAGAAAUGAUGGUAUGGAAAGGGCGUCCAUGGGAGCACAUACUGCGCAGAGCCCAGCGUCAGCUGGGCAGCCUGAUUCGUCCUAUUCUCGAAACCGAGUGAUGAUAGCUCGCAUUCCUUUCAGUUCAGGCCCCUCGAUCUCACAAAGGGAUGCAAUGCAAUGUGCCCUCGUCUCGUCAGAUGCUUGCGGAACUCUUCGAGUUCGAGCUCCACGAGCAGAGUAGGUAGGGAGCAACUUGAACUCGACUCAGCUACCGACAAUUAUUUGAUAUGACGAGAGUAUGGCAGUCGGUCAGGCAGCAGGCUACUCGCAUCCGUCUCUAGUGCUUGCAACCUCAUCCUCACCCUCACCCUCACCCGGACACAGAAAGCUGUCGAGCUCAGAUGCGUUACACGCGAGUUCAUCGAUGUUCUGCUGGCGGACGCACGGGCCAAUAAUUUCACGCAUCUCUCAGUCGUCGGGUCAGAUGGAUGUCACAUCGUAAGCCGCACUUGAAUACGAUCAGAACAUCCAGAGAAGGCCUGAGCACUGACUUCAUGCCUUGCCUACCCACAGGCUGGCAUCGACACCUUCCUGUGAGUCAGGGCGCCUGCGCUGGACCAUAUGAGCUGUCCAAUUUCCCACUCUCCAACAAUCACCGGACACGAUUCGGAGGUCGAGUGUCUCGACACAGGCAAACAGAAAUUGUGGACCUGAAUCGAAGCGCUUUGAGAACCCACGGAGCAUGCUUCGGCUCGAUCGAGACUCGGGACGCAACGAGGGCAAUCCGUGCAGCUGACACAGAGCGCGACCCGAGCUCGGGCUCUGUGUCAGCUGGCCUACGAACGACUCUUCGUUGACGAGAUUGCGCCUUCUUGAAUCCGGGGCCACAUCCGAUAGCUCACAUGGGGAUUGGGCGAGCAGCAGCACGACUUGGCCUGACCAAACGGUCCGGCCAUGGAUGCAGCCCCCGCCACAGAGCAAGAGAUCGAGUCAACCUGCGCGCUUGAGAAGGUCCUGGCACGAACCUACCGACCGCCUUAGCGGCGCCAAGGAUCAAAGUCGCGGUGCCAAGUCUAGAUCUGGGAUCUCGAAUUGGCCGAUUCGGCGACUUUCGCCUCACCAAAAUCAUUUGUUCAUCAUGCUUGUAGCCAACGAGGGCAGCGGCUGGUCGUCGUCGAUUCCCAGACACAGUGCUCGUUGACACUUUUCUGCCAUGUGGACUGAACGUGGAGGAAUCGAGCCCAAAAGAUCACCUACUCCUCCAUAUCUCCCUCCAGCUCUCAAUAGUGAGCCCAGAUUACUGCUGCUGCUUGUGUCAGAUUUUGAUCAGAGCGCCUGAUCCAGGCCGGGGCACACCGUCAUCACUCCUACUGCGAGCGAGCUGGGCUGCAUGGACACGGCGGGCAUUAUAACCAUGACCGCACUGCACUCGCUGGCGUCCCGUGUUUCCUGCCCCAUGCGCCCUCCAAAGCGGUCGGGUGCGGGUGCAGCAGAAAGGCUAUGGCCGUCCACGGUCUAGGUCCACGGUGCGUCUGCUUUUCCAGGGUCUCGACGCGGUGGUAGCUGUGGAAAAAGCCAAGCCUGCAAAUGCAAAUGGGCCUACUCUGAGCUCUGAGCUCUGACCUGUGACCUGUGAUCUGUGAUCUGCCAAAGGGAGAAUCGAGAACCAAACAAAAAGAACGACACGCAAAAG
Molecule: messenger RNA, 3696 nt
Organism: Marchantia polymorpha subsp. ruderalis
Lineage: Eukaryota; Viridiplantae; Streptophyta; Marchantiopsida; Marchantiales; Marchantiaceae
Source: the annotation of a GenBank genome assembly